Molecule: messenger RNA, 4426 nt
Organism: Falco peregrinus (peregrine falcon)
Lineage: Eukaryota; Metazoa; Chordata; Aves; Falconiformes; Falconidae
Gene: MMP7
Product: matrix metallopeptidase 7
Exons: 6
Coding region: 3525-4316 (263 amino acids)
Biological process (GO): collagen catabolic process; extracellular matrix organization; proteolysis
Cellular component (GO): extracellular matrix
Molecular function (GO): metalloendopeptidase activity; zinc ion binding
Source: RefSeq, a predicted model, not a curated record
UGGCACAUAACAACCAUGAGGGGACUUCAAAUUUGUGUUGUGCAGAGGCCAUUCUGCAUCCAAAAGGAGUGUGCCACACAAAGCUGAGGCAAGAAGGAGGCUGAAGGUUCAUUUUGUGCAAAAAUACCAGGAAGGUUCUGAAGCAGACUGUGCCUCACUGAGCUUAGCCUCAAGAAAUCACUAUGCAAAAAAUCAUUUUACUCUGCAGAAAUAUUUGCCAAGUUUGAAUUUUAUUUUCUGUUAGUCAAGUUGAAUAACCAGGUAACAGAACAAAACAAAUCAGGAGUCCUGGAGACCGUAAGAAUCCAAGUGUAUCCAGUUUGGUAGGACCUUAAAUACAAUAUCGUGUAAUCCAUAAGUGUCGCAAAGAAAACCUUUCCCAGGAAUUUUUGGCCUUUCUUUUUGCUUGAUACUCACUGUAGACCGCAGCCAGAAGCCGCUCACUCACUCGCCACACACAAUGGGAUGGGUGAGAGAUUACAAGUGCAAAAGAGAGAAAACUCAUGGAUUGAGACACAGUUUAAUAAGUGAAAGAAAGGGAUGGGGGAGGGAUGCAAAGGCUCACCACCUCCUGCAAGCAGAUUGAUGUCCAGCCAGUCUCCAUGCAAUGGCUACCUUGGAAGACAACCCUCACUCCACCUUCUUCUGCUAGCCCAGUUUUAUUGCUGAGCAUGACAUUGUAUCAUACGGAAAAUCCCUUUGGAGAACUUGGGUCAGCUGUCCUGACUCUGUCCCCUGACAGCCUCUUUACCAGACACUGUGGGGACAGAGUGUGAAACAGAAAAAGCCUUGACACUGUGCAAACACUCUUUACCAAUGCCCAAAACACUGGUGUGUUAUCAACACUGGUUUAGCCACAGACCAAACAUGGCACUAUACAGCCAGCUAUGAAGAAAGUUAACUCCAUCCCAGCUAGGUCCAUAACAUUCACAAAGACAUUUGAGCAGCUCUUGAGUUGCAUUGAGUCCACUGUCGGCUGCAUUCAGCUUGGGCAGAAUCCUGCUGAGCCUCCUGUCCAAGUCAAAUUACUAAGAAACAGUGAUCAUUCACCACUGAAUCAUCCAAUCCUACUUCACUUUUUCAUCCUACCACAUCCAAAGGAGGCUCAGGUCUUAGUUUCUAUGUCUUUUCCACUAGACCACAAAAGCUCUGAUGCCCAUUAACAAGUUCUGCAUGGGACAGACUUCCAUGAAACAUCCUUGUUCAGCGUUACUCACUUCAGAAAAUGUCACAGUGUAAAUAUUUCAGUGACAAUAAUGUGAGUCUUCUUAAUAUAAUUUUACAUCAUGGAGCCCCUUUAUUGUCACUAUGGGACUACAGCAACUUCUGUUAUUAAAUGUCUCUAACAUAAUUUCUUCUGACCUCCUUGAACUUUCUCUACAAAAGCCAUACUCUCUGACAUAGGCACAGGUACUCUGCUGAAUGUAAAUGAUACAUUAUCUAUAUAUCAUUAUAUGUACAAUGACAUACAAUAACUAUGAUGUUUGGGCAGGAAAUUAUUUUGCCUGACCCAAACAGUUCUUGUCAUUCAAUAUCAAGACAAAAAGAUGAAGUCUGGAAAAUUCACACAGCUAGAUCUAAAAAUUAGCAUCUGUUUCCUUUUGAUAUUGAUCUUAUUAGAGUUAGAUUGAUUCUUGCUGAUUUUGAACCCAAAGAAAUUACAAUUCUUUUAGUGGAAAGUUUUUUAUUUCAGUUCAAGCCCAAUGUUCAUCAAACCCCUCUCUCUUUUUAAAAAAAAAACCACCAAACAACACAAAAAACCAAAAAGGAGGGGAGUUGAGAAAUUUCCAGUAGAAAAUAAAAUGGAACGUGAUGUCUGUCCUUUCUCAGCAAGGUCUUGUGUUUAAACUCUCCUUUUCAGUUUUACCCAUGGCCCAGUUAAAAGGUAUGUGUGAUUUGCUCAAUAGCCUGUCAAGCGGAAUGGGGCUCUGGAGGCUUUCAAAUUCCUCUAGUGUAUAAGAGGAAAUAGUCAGUACCACACACUAAAGAAUGGAGUUCAAAGUGGUUUAAGCACAUCCUCAUCUCCUGCCACUGAGAGCAUGGUCCAGAUCCUACUUUACUGCCACAGUCAGACAUAAACUCAGUUGUUAAGGAAGAAAAAGAUGAACCUACCCUAACAAUAAAAUAUUUUUUUUUCAUCAAGCUUUAGAUUUUGGAAAUUGAUAGAUUUCCUGUAAGUCUACCAAAAUGUACAGAAAUUACCAUAUGGAGGGUAUCUGGGUUGUUUUCAAUAUCAGGUGGAAGCAUCGUUCCUUUAGCAACUGCUUCAAACAUAGUGUGUAAUGUAGUCCUCUCUUGCAUAAUUCAGCAGUGUUUUAGUAUAGGUCAUCUUUCUCUGAAAUGAAAGUUUUUCUCAUCAUGUCAGUCAGAAGUACAUUGGACUUAAGCUAGUAACACACAAACUCGUCAAUACAUGUUCAGCUAUACCCAUAUAGCUGACCUAUUGUGAGAAACCAUAAUGGUCUUUUUCCAUUUAUGUGCCUCUCCUUUUGGAUUAGAGGUAAUAUGCACAGCCUGAAACAAAUCACAAGCCAGUCUGUGGACUGGUGUUUCCAGUCCUCAGAAACUAUCACUUCCAGUAGGGUUUGGUGGUAUGAAGCUGAGACCGGUGAUGGUCCCAGGGGACCAGGGAGGUUGUGGCUGCCCUGCUCAGCUUUGGUUUUCUCUGCCAAUGCUUCAUGGACCUCCAUCAGAUUGCACUGGUACAGCUAGAGGUAGAAGAUAUCUUCACAUUCGUUAGGGUAAGCUCCUCUCUCUUUUUCCUGAGGGAUUUCACCUAUUUUUGUAAAUUAUAUUUUAUAUCUAGUUCUCCAAUAUAAAAAGACUCUCCUGAAAGGCCAUCUCAUUUGGGAGGAAAGCGACAGACUUCCCACAGCUUCCUAUUUCUAGAGGGCACAUUUAAAGAGCUGCCUUCUGAUCUCUGUAAAAACAGCAGAAACCUAUUUAACUUCACUGAACUUCACCUUUCCUGCAGCAUAGGGUACCUCACAAGAGAACUUGAUUCAGAAUAAUUACCUAGACAGUGUUGUGCAUGCUUCCUAGGAAAUGCCACUAGUUUCAGUGAGAUAGGACUCCCAUCCAUCACAUCUCUGCCUCUGCAUCAACUAAUACAGGCAGGCUGUCUGACCAAGAGGCUGUUGCAAAAUGCCUUUGUGUAUAAGGAAUGUGGGGAAGUCCAGUAAGAAGCGAUUAUACAGUAACUGUACUGAUGAAGUUACACAACGUGAACGUCCCUAUGACCCUGUGGUUUCACUGUUCGGAGAAUAUGAAAAGGAAGAGCCAAAGCUGGCUGCUGGCUAUGACAUGACAUCAACAGGGAAGUCAAAGGCAAGGUUUGUUUAACGUGCUUUCAUUUAGUUCUUAGAACAGUGAUGACAUUACAUUAACACCACCAAAAAGUGAGUCAUGUAUAUAAUUGCCGCUUGGAGCUAUCAGGACCUAUAUAAAUAUUUUAGCUGUGGUCUUGAGAGACAGAAGGUCAAACCCUUUCUGCUGUAGCAAGGUUCCUUGGUAAACUGGGCACUAUGCGAUACCUCCUGCUUUGUGCUGCCAUCCUCUUACCUAAGAGUCUUGCUUUCCCAGCACAACUUAAACUAGAAUCAUCGAGCAACAGAGACCUUGAGGAUUUAAAGGCAUAUCUUGACAGAUUCUUUCCACUUCUUACAAAAACACCAAGUUUAAGCUUAGAAGACAGGAUUAAAGAAAUGCAGAGGUUUUUCCACCUGACUUUAACUGGAAAAUUAAAUGCAGAAACAAAAGAAACAAUGAAACAGCCCAGAUGUGGAAUCCCUGAUAUAGCAAACUACGAAACAUUUCCUGGAAAUCCAAGAUGGAGAAAGAGACAUUUGACUUACAGGAUUGUGAAUUAUACACCUGAUCUACCUCAAAAGAAAGUGGAUGAUGCAAUUAGAAGGGCCUUUAUGGUAUGGAGUGAUGUGACUCCACUGAAGUUCCAAAGAGUAUUCAAGGGACAUGCAGACAUUAUGAUUCAAUUUGCACGUGGUGAGCACGGUGAUGGAUAUCCUUUUGAUGGAAAAGGUAAAACACUAGCUCAUGCAUUUGCACCUGGAGAAGGUAUUGGUGGAGAUGCUCAUUUUGAUGAUGCUGAAAGGUGGUCAGAGUACAAUCAAGAAGUUAAUUUGUUCCUUGUUGCUGCUCAUGAAUUUGGCCAUUCUUUGGGACUUGCUCAUUCAAAUGUCCAGGGAGCUCUGAUGUACCCUCUCUACUCAUAUGUGAACCCAGCAACCUUCAGACUUUCAGAGGACGAUAAGCGAGGAAUUCAGAAGCUAUAUGGGAGAAAGUCGUCAAACUUUUGAAGGCAGUGCUUCAAAAAGAUGAAAUAAUUCACAUCUGGUUGCUUUGGUAUGCCAAAACAAUUUUAAUCCUCUAGAUAAUUAAAGUGGUAAACUCCUGGACUGCACUUUCC